UAUCAUUGAAAACUUGGGAAGAUUGUUUAAAAGUUGUCACUGAAGCAAGAUAAAUAUUUGCCAGGCAUGAUCCCACCAUGCAAUGACAUGUAAGCUGUGUGGAAUGUGUUACUAAAAUAUAAAUGUUCUGAAAAGGAAACAAAUGCUGUGGGUGAGAAAACAAAGACAAAAUGGACUUGUGGCACCUCCAAAAGCAACAAUUGAAAACAUAUUGACAUGGACUGGGCUGAAUUCUCUUCCACCAGCCGGGCAGCCGCAGUGGGUCUGCACACGCUCCAGCAGAGGCUUUUGGCACAUGAAAGAGCAAGAGCCGGUGAUGGACCAUGCUGGUGGUGAUGUCCCAGAGAUGGAGUCCCCACGCUGCGGGUCUCGCUCUUGCGCCGGCAAAACCACGGGAGGGCGCGCGGGCUCGGGGAUGCUCGGGAACAAGUCCCACCAUGCUGCAGUUACCCAGUAUCCCCCGCCACGGCAGAGGCGAGCGGAGGGCAGCAGGAUUCCCGGGGGGAAGCACAGGGAGGGGUUUGGAAGGAGCGGCCCCGAGCAGAGCGGGGCAGGGCGCGUUAUAGCGAGGGCGGCGGAGCGGUACAGCCGGCCGCCGCUUCGGCAGCUCGUCGCUUUCCGUCGCGGCCAACCGAGCGUUGCCGAGCACGGCCGGAGAUUACCGAGCAUUGCCGAACAGGCGCCCCGCGCGUGCGCCGUGUGUGUCCCAGCGAUGGCGGCGGCCCAGGCGGAGGCGGGCGGUGCGCGUUCGGUCAUGGCCGGGGCCGCGGGCCCUGCGAUGGGCGACGUGGGGCCGGUGGGCCCCGCCACGGCCGAGCUGGAGGCCGCGGGCCCCGCCGCGGACGGUGUCGAGGGCGGGGCGGACGACGCCGUGGUGGCGGAGGAGCCGCCGGCGCCGCCGCCGCUGCCGGGGCUGCGGCUGGUGCAGCAGGGCGCCGAGGCGCACGUGUACCGCGGGCUCUUCCUCGGGCGGCCGGCGGUGGCCAAGCUCCGCGUCCCGAAGCGCUACCGCCACCCGGCGCUGGAGGAGCGGCUGAGCCGGCGGCGCAUGGUGCAGGAGGCGCGGUCGCUGCUGCGGUGCCGGCGGGCAGGGAUUCCAGCUCCAGUGGUCUACUUUGUGGAUUAUGUCACCAAUUCCAUCUAUCUUGAAGAUAUUGUAGACUCAAUUACUGUUCAGGAUCAUAUUUAUUCUGUACAAAAGAGUGGAAAUGAUACCAGUGACCUCCAUAAGUUAGCAGAGAAGAUGGGUGAGCUGUUAGCAAGGAUGCACGAUGAGGAUAUUAUCCAUGGGGAUCUUACCACUGCCAAUCUCCUCCUGCGGCCACCCAUGGAGAAGCUGGACUUGGUGUUGAUAGACUUUGGACUCAGUUUUAUUUCGGGUCUUCCAGAGGAUAAAGGAGUUGAUUUGUAUGUUCUGGAGAAAGCCUUCAUCAGCACUCAUCCAGAUACUGAAACGAUGUUCCAAGCUCUGCUAAAGACCUAUGCAGCCACGUCUAAAAAAUCUGGUCCUGUGAUCAAAAAACUGGAUGAGGUUCGGCUAAGGGGAAGGAAGAGAUCCAUGAUUGGGUAGAAGAGAGUGGGGUUAGGGAUGGAGAAAUAGUAGGUUUUGCAAAGAGGGUUAUUUAUAUUUCAAGUUGGUUUUAUUUCACAGAUCACUAUUUUGAUAACUGUGUCUUCAAAUAAAUAAACUUGAAAGAGUUCUAAGUGUCA
Molecule: messenger RNA, 1710 nt
Organism: Vidua chalybeata
Lineage: Eukaryota; Metazoa; Chordata; Aves; Passeriformes; Viduidae
Gene: TP53RK
Product: TP53 regulating kinase
Exons: 4
Coding region: 143-1570 (475 amino acids)
Biological process (GO): protein phosphorylation
Cellular component (GO): nucleus; EKC/KEOPS complex; cytosol
Molecular function (GO): protein serine/threonine kinase activity; ATP binding
Source: RefSeq, a predicted model, not a curated record